Molecule: messenger RNA, 1680 nt
Organism: Tigriopus californicus
Lineage: Eukaryota; Metazoa; Arthropoda; Copepoda; Harpacticoida; Harpacticidae
Exons: 4
Coding region: 775-1233 (152 amino acids)
Source: RefSeq, a predicted model, not a curated record
CCGUCCACGAUCAUUUCCUUGCAUAACAUAAACCACAAGCCAAGUGAUAUUGUGCCUGAUAAAAUAAUUGAAACUCGAUUGGGAAAAAAAUCUCAAUGAAAAGUCUCGAUUGAAACAUGUGAAUUCGAAAACAUCUACCAUCUUAUCUCUUCAAAAGGACAACAUUUAAAUCAAAAGUUGGUCAAGACUUAGGUUUCUUUCAUUCAAAAUGUAAAACUUCCAUCUACACGAUGUCGUGAGCCUAAUAAUCAUGAUGAGUUGGUGACAGUCCACUCUCCCUGAUUUGUUCCUAUCCGGUGUAAAACGGCAUAUCCCGUGUAGUGGCUGAUCAAGUGUUAAUAGACCUGCUAAGUAGAAGUAACAUGAUCACAAUGGUGUGUGAUUGUGUCUGUGUAUCUUUUUUUUCGAUUCAGUCGACCAAGGAGUAAAAGUGGCUCGGAACAGCGUGCACUGCCGCUCUUUCCAAGGAGUUCUGCAGGGUACCAAACUGUUUAUCACUCGCCUGGCGAGUCCAUAUCCAUUGGCAAAUACGGUAACGUACGGAUGGACGGACGCACGGACCGAUAGACGGUACUACUGUACAGUGUUGUAGUUUUGCCACUUAGGAGCCUCCUUUCCUCCUUCGUCUUUCCAUGGUGGUUUACUUGAGGAAAAAUGAAAACAGAUCCAGUAGUAUAUCUACAAGCAAGUUUAUGGCUGACUAGCGCCAUAUCCCGGGACCAUAGGAAAAGUGCGCUGAUAACAGAAAAAUAACCAGUUUCGUUACUCUGAAAAAUGAAGAUGGCUUGCCAUAACCACGCUGUAUCUUCUUUGAAAUACCCCACCACUUACUUAAAAGUAUGCCAAUUGGUCCUUUUGUUCGCAUGCUUGGGUCUUAUGCGGCAUUAUAUGCUCAGCUUUGGUGGCAACAGCAUCAGCGGUUACUCAUUCUACGACCGAGAUUUCUUGGGUAAAAUGACAGUGGGCAGCAUGAUCUUGAUCGCGUUGUCCAACCUGCUUGGCAUCUUGGCCGGGAACAGUCAAUUCACCCUGGUGCAUCUUUUGCAGUAUGGUGUGGGCAGUGUGUUAUCGGCAGUGAGUGGUUCACUCGUUCUGCAGGUCUAUUUGGGGGCUUGGACGCAAAAUGAAUCGUCUUCACCCGGAGUGGCUCUUGGGGUCAUGAACUUGACUUUGUCCUUGCUGUUUUCGGUGGAUUGCUUCCUGAUGUUCCGCAUUAACCAAGAAGCUGUGUAAUAUUGCAAUACGUAUAGAAACAAAAUAUAUACAUUCAUUCAGGCAAAUACUGGACAGCAUCUAGCAAAAUAAGUAUACUGGGGAGUAAGGAGGGGACAGGUUUGACAAAGCGUUCCACUUUGGACCAUUCCAAUAUAGUGCACUCUUCUCAUUUUUUUCUUAUUUUUUUGGUUUGUUUUUUCACGGGCUUUUCUAACCGCUACAGGGAAUGUCAUCCCUAGUACUAUUUAAAAUGAAAGAUUAUAAUUCGUCUAUUUAUUACCUUUCAAUCUUUAUAUGAUAUUUGGUCUACCAACGAAAUUGAGUUGGCAGACCGAGCUAGUCCUUGAAUGUAGGGUUGAUCUGGUAUGCUAUCUAAAAAUUUGUCCAAGUCUGACUUGAAAGAUGCAACCGGAUCGACAAGGCCUACGUAUUCCCUACGAACAUUAGAGGGAAGAGAAUUAAACA